UAUUUCAUGAAAUACUUACCUGACAUUACAUUUAGGAUUUCAUUUCGUCCUACCUUUUGAACUCGCUUAACCGGAAGUGUGCAUUUGUUUACAUCCAUAAUGCAUUGAAACAAAUAACUUCCUGAAGUUUUAACCAACCAGAACACACUUCCGGUAUUCCCACGUGAAAUCAGUUUUCGUUUUUUGCGCCUACCGUUUAGAUGUACUUUUUGAGCUCGUUUACUAGUUUUAUUUUUUAUUUUACGGUGGUUAUUGUUGUGUGUUGGAUUAUGGCUCAAGAAGCAGUGAAUUGCGUCUUGGAGCGCGAAGAAGGAGAGAUUUCUGAUAAUUUUUCGCCAGGCCAUGUGACCGAUAAUGGCGAGUCAUCAAUGUUUCGGGCUAAAUUGCCGCAUAAGAAACAGUCGGAUCACGGUAAAGAAAAACAGAAACGUAGAUCCAAAUAUGACAUUUUAGAGGAAAAAUUUAAUCAGAAAUUGGAAUCUAUUGAUGACAAGUUUGAUAAAUUAUUCAGUCUGUUUCAAUCUUCGAAUAUUCGGGAUACUUCGCCAUGUACCGAUGUGCAAGAAGAUGAGACUCGUAACGUAAAUUCGCAACAAGAUGUUUUAUCUUUAUGCGGGGAUAGUACUUUAGGUUCCGACACAGAUUCGGAUAGUGACAGAGAUUUUCACAGAACACGUGUUCAGAAUUCUGUUAGAAAAGUUUCGGAUUCAGAAAAUCUCAGUGAGCAUACUAAAUUGGGACUGUAUGAAAUUUUUGGUGAGGAUGCCAAAGUUUUAUCAGAGAAGGAAGAUGUUGGUAUUACCUUAGACCAGUCUCAAAAAGAUGUCUUGUAUAACAGUUACAGGUGUAGUACUCCUUUAUUUUUGACUUCAUACAAUGAAAAUGUUCUUGAUAUGUUUCCUGUUAAAAGUGACACUGAACAAUUUUUACAAGUGCCGCCAGUGGAUCCUUUGAUAGAAAGUUGUUUGAUUAAACGACAUGGUCCCAAAGCAGCAUUUUCUAGCUCUAAGAUAAGAGGUAAAGGUUUAUACUCGCAACCUUAUAAGACUAUUGAAAGACUUGCAUAUAAAGGUUCUCAUGCCGCUAGAUUAGGUAUUGUUAUUCAGCUGUAUUUACAACAAAGCCUUGGUGAUUUACUUAGUUUUGUUCAGUCUGACAGUUUUGAUAAGGAUACUGCAGAAAAGCAGAUUAAGGAUGUGUUCUCUAUGGCCACUAAGGGUUUAGACCAGCUAGGAAGAGCAGGUGCUUUUCAUCAUAUUAUAAGACGUCAUGUUGCUAUGUCUGAUACAGCUUUGUAUGAAUUACCAGAUUCACAAAAAUUCCUCAGUUUACCUUUGACAAAUGACGGUUUGUUUGGUACAGAACUUGAAAAUUUAUUAAAAUCAAGGAAAGAACAGAAAAAACAGGUGGAUGAUUUGGUACCUGAUGUUAAGAAGAGGGAGUUUCUUAAGAGGAAGCCUGUCUCUUCUACGACUGUUCAAGACACAUCAAAGCGGCCUUGUUUUUCGCAAAAUAGAUCUGUUUCCUCUGAUAAUUUUCGGAUCCCCAAGGUUCCAAGAGCUUCAACCUCAGGUUACAAUAAGCAGGGAAGUGACAGAAAAGGCAACUUCAGUAGACCUAGUGCAACUGAGUCCUUUCCACCAAGGAACUUUGGCCGAGGACGUGGUAAAACAGAUCGCAAAUGACAAGGUUCGCUGAAGAAGGCACCAUAUGAACCCCUUUGUAAAGCGUCUUUGAAGUUUUUAACAUGGAAAACGUGUUUCCUGAUAGCAGUUACAUCAUUUAGACGUUGUAGUGAUCUUCAAGCUCUUAGGUUGGGGGAAAGUUUUGUUAAUGUGCAGAAAAAAGGUAUAACUUUUAUCAGGCCAGGUUUGUCAAAGCAAGAUCGGCCAAAUCACAAGCCAACUCCUAUUUUCAUACCAAGUUUUCCGGACAACAAGAAACUAGAUCCCAAAAGAUGUUUAGCUUUUUAUUUAAAAAGAACAGAAAAGUUUAGAAAUAAGUCUGGACAGGAUAUUACUCAGUUAUUUUUAUCUUCUAAAAAGCCACAUCAACCAGUUUCAUCUCAGACAAUAUCUACAUGGAUUGUAAAAACGAUAAAACAUGCAUAUUUGAGUAGUGAGAAAAGUGUUAAAUCUAUUAAAGGUCACUCUACCAGAAGUUUGGGUCCUUCAUGGGCUCUUUUCAAAGGGGUAUCUAUGAAGGAUAUUAUGGAAUCUGCUG
Ruditapes philippinarum (Manila clam) is the source of this 2223-nucleotide messenger RNA. RefSeq lists its product as uncharacterized. The transcript has 2 exons. The coding region runs from base 201 to 1685 and encodes 494 amino acids. NCBI's taxonomy places the organism in Eukaryota, Metazoa, Mollusca, Bivalvia, Venerida, Veneridae. The record is from RefSeq and is a predicted model, not a curated record.